AUGUCGGCAACUAGGCCAUCUGUGUCGUACGCUGGUGGCGACGCCGGUCUUCGUGCCGCUAGCGGAGUAACGAGGCCUUUUAGACCAUGUGCGGAUUGCACCUGUUCUCCUGGAUUGCUUUCCAGACAGGGUAGAAGAUCCUCGAUGUUUUUGAAACAGUUGGAGAAUAACAGAAGAAAGGGUGGUAAAGAUGCUAGAGCUUCCACAUUGAGUGGUUCAGGUAAUGAAUCUAUUUAUUCUUCCGAUUCUCUUUGUCGAACAACCAGGGAGAUCAAUACCUCCGAGAGACUUUUGAAAUUGAGGUUGGAAAUGAUCAAGCAUGAUUUGUGCUGUUACAUUGUCCCCAGCGAAGACGAGCACCAGUCAGAAUAUGUUUCGCUUGCCGAUCAGAGGCGGGCCUUUAUUUCUGGUUUCACUGGUUCUGCAGGAGUUGCCUGCAUCACCCGUAACCUGUUGAAUUUCAACGAGAAACAUCCAGACGGGAAAUCUGUUCUCAGCACUGAUGGACGUUAUUUCAACCAGGCGUCGCAGGAGCUCGAUUUCAAUUGGAGUUUGUUAAAACAGGGGGAGGAUUCCUUAACGUGGCAACAGUGGUGUAUCAAGGAGGCCGAGGAUAUGUCUCAAGGUUUAGGCGGCAAGGUGGCCAGAAUUGGCGUUGAUCCCAGGUUGAUCAGCUACGAACAGGUCAGGAAUUUCAAUAGCUUGAUCGAGGGAAAUGUCUCUGCAGCAUCAGGUGCGAAAGUUGAAUUGGUGCCUGUGGAGCAAAAUUUGAUCGACGCUAUUUGGAGCGAGUUUGAAGUGGUGCCGGACCGAAAUUGCAAUCAACUAUUAUUGCUAUCAGCAGACUUUCAUGGUGAGCCCUUCGAAGAGAAACGCCAGCGGCUAUUGAAGGACAUCCACAAGACAUACGGAGAGUCUUCCAGCUUGGUAGUGGUGGCCUUGGACGAGAUAUGCUGGCUUUUAAACUUACGUGGUUCGGAUAUUGAGUACAAUCCUGUGUUUUACAGCUAUCUCCUUAUUGAUGACGAGAGCACAACUUUGUUUACGGAUAACCCGACGGGGGACGAGAUCGACACUUACUUGAAGGAAAACAAAGUUGAAGUUAGGCCAUAUAAGGAUGUUUGGAAUCAUUUGCAGGGACACGCAGCAAAGAGCGAGUCGAAGAAGGGAAGCAUUUUGAUCCCUGACAACUCAUCAUGGCAAUUGGUCCUUCAGGUGACAUCUCAAAACUAUAAACAGAUCCAUUCGCCUGUAGAUCUUUUCAAGUCGGUAAAGAACUCUACGGAGAUCAGAAACGCUCAUGCUGCACAAGUCAAAGACGGUGUAUGUUUGGCACAAUUCUUCGCAUGGCUGGAAGAUCAACUCGUUUUUUCAGAAGCCUUAAUUGAUGAAUACCGUGCCGCCGAAAAAUUAACCAGCAUCAGAAAAACUCAAAAGAAUUUCAUGGGUAAUUCUUUUGAGACGAUCUCAUCCACGGGUCCCAAUGCUGCUGUGAUCCAUUAUGCGCCACCCAUGGAGGGCUCUUCCAUGAUCGAUCCAUCCAAGAUAUACCUGUGCGAUUCCGGCUCUCAAUUCAAGGAGGGAACAACAGAUAUAACAAGAACCAUCCAUAUGACCACUCCAACACAACAAGAGAUAGAUCAUUACACCCUGGUCCUGAAGGGUAACCUUGCUGUGGAGAGGUUAGUGUUCCCCGAGGGCACUACAGGUAUACACAUCGACGCUAUCGCAAGGCAGUUCCUGUGGUCCCACGGAUUGGACUACAAACACGGCACCGGACACGGUAUCGGAUCUUUCCUGAACGUCCAUGAGGGACCCAUCGGAAUCGGCCAAAGAGGCAGUCUGAUAAAGUUCCCAUUGCAGCCGGGUAACAUUAUCAGCAACGAGCCCGGUUACUAUAGGGACGGUGAAUACGGCAUAAGACUAGAAAACGAUUUACUGGUAAAGAGAGUCGAGCCAGCUCAGGGUGGCAAAUUCCUGCAAUUCGAAAAUCUGACCAUGGUCCCCUACUGCAAGAAAUUGAUCAACGUCAAGAUGCUUACAAGGGAGGAAAAAGAUCAGAUCAACGAGUAUCAUAAGAGGAUAUGGCAUUCUAUCGUGCCAUUCCUUCAACCGCGGAGCGUUCCAUUCAAGUGGCUCAAAAGAGAGACUGCUGCUCUGUGA
This is a messenger RNA of Torulaspora globosa, 2163 nucleotides long. It is a transcript of the gene FRA1, whose product is annotated as aminopeptidase P. Gene Ontology annotation, molecular function: metalloaminopeptidase activity. The coding region runs from base 1 to 2163 and encodes 720 amino acids. NCBI's taxonomy places the organism in Eukaryota, Fungi, Ascomycota, Saccharomycetes, Saccharomycetales, Saccharomycetaceae. The transcript has a single exon. The record is from RefSeq and is a predicted model, not a curated record.